Messenger RNA from Fusarium falciforme, 291 nucleotides. Its product is annotated as Amidase domain-containing protein. The record is from RefSeq and is a predicted model, not a curated record. The coding region runs from base 1 to 291 and encodes 96 amino acids. The transcript is spliced from 2 exons. Lineage: Eukaryota; Fungi; Ascomycota; Sordariomycetes; Hypocreales; Nectriaceae.
AUGAGAGGCAUGGUCAACAAGCUGGCCGAGAACUACACUGUCAUCCUUAUGCCCAGCGCUGUGGAUGAAGCUCCGCUCGGCCUUGGCGAUAAGGGAAGCCCGACUUUCAACACUCUGUGGACUGGGUUCUAUAUGCCUGUCAUCAAUAUUCCUACAUUUGUCGGGGCGAAUGACAUGCCCGUCGGCAUAUGCCUCGUGGGCCCCAGGUUCCGCGAUCAGCAGCUCUUGAGGACGAGCAAGGUCCUCGGCGAGGUGCUUCUGUUCCACGGCGGCUGGAAGGUACCGAUCUGA